AGGAAAAACACAAGUAAUUCCUCCAAGUGUUUUGAGUUCUUCUUCUUCUUAAUUUUCCAAUUAUAUAUAUAUAUAUAUAUAUAUAAAGAAAAGAGAAAUUAUGGAAAAUAACAAAGUAGGAGGAGGUUGUUUAAGUAAUUUCUACCAAAGGGGAAAACCAUACAUAGCAAUGAUUUCAUUGCAAUUUGGUUAUGCUGGAAUGAAUGUUAUAACCAAAGUUAGCCUAAAUGGAGGAAUGAGUCAUUAUGUUUUGGUUGUUUAUAGACAUGCCUUUGCUACUCUUGCUAUUGCUCCUUUUGCUCUUCUUCUUGAAAGAAAACUUAGACCAAAGAUGACUUUCAUGAUGUUCUUGCAAAUAUUUAUAUUAGGUCUUCUUGGGCCAGUGAUUGAUCAAAAUUUCUAUUAUGCUGGACUAAAGUUCACAUCUCCAACAUUCUCAUGUGCCAUGAGUAACAUGCUUCCUGCAAUGACAUUUGUCAUGGCUGUCCUUUGCAGGAUGGAGAAGGUCCAUAUUAAAAAGUUGAGAUGCCAAGCAAAGGUGAUAGGUACAAUUGUGACAGUGGCUGGAGCCAUGUUAAUGACAUUGUACAAAGGACAUGUUAUUAAUUUGGUAUGGGCAAACACAAAUAAUACUUCUAAUGUUUCUCAAUCCAAUGAAACAAGUGAUAAAGAUUGGCUUAAAGGUUCACUUCUUCUUAUUGGUGCUACUUUUGCAUGGGCUUCUUUCUUUAUACUUCAGGCUAUUACAAUGAGGAAGUACACUGCUCCUCUAUCUCUAACUACACUUGUUUGCUUCAUGGGAACUUUGCAAUCAAUUGCUGUCACCUUAGUGAUGGAACAUAAACCUUCUGCUUGGGCAAUUGGUUUUGACAUGAAUCUUCUUGCUGCUGUCUAUGCUGGGAUUGUAUCAUCAAGCCUUGCAUAUUAUGUUCAAGGUCUUGUUAUGGAGAAAAGAGGACCUGUUUUUGUGACUGCUUUUAGUCCCUUGAUGAUGAUCAUUGUUGCCAUCAUGGGUUCUUUCAUUCUUGCUGAGAAAAUCUAUCUUGGAGGUGUGCUUGGAGCAGUGUUAAUUGUAGCAGGGCUAUACUCAGUUUUAUGGGGAAAAUACAAGGAGUACCAAGAGAAGGAAAUUGAGGGACCAUUGAAGGGAGUAGUUACAAAUGACAUAGAAAUGCAAACAAGUGAAGUAGUCAUUGGUGAUCCCAUGCAACAGCCUACCAUCUUGGCUAAGGAAGUUCCAAUAGCUUAAAAAAGGCCGUUCGAU
Solanum verrucosum is the source of this 1264-nucleotide messenger RNA. RefSeq names its product WAT1-related protein At5g07050-like. The transcript is spliced from 7 exons. The coding region runs from base 101 to 1249 and encodes 382 amino acids. The record is from RefSeq and is a predicted model, not a curated record. Gene Ontology annotation, cellular component: plasma membrane. Lineage: Eukaryota; Viridiplantae; Streptophyta; Magnoliopsida; Solanales; Solanaceae. Gene Ontology annotation, molecular function: transmembrane transporter activity.